AUUUAAUGUAAGAAGGCAGAGGUUUUUUAUCUAUGUAUUCGGUUUAACUUUUUGUAGUAAAACACGCCGUAUUGUAGAAGUAUGUGAAGGAUGGCUGUAAAGUUUUAGGACUAACUUUGCAAGACAAAUAUCAGACAUCAUGACGUCAACAAGUAACAGUUCGCCACUAGGAUGGAGGACGUCCAGCAACUUACAUCAUCUAAGGAGAGUCAAACCUUCCCAACAUACCGGAAUGCAUGUCAACUUACAUAGAAAUUUGAAUCCAAGGUUUCUACCAAAGGGACAACCGAAACAACCGUCAAAUUUAACACCCAGGGUAGCUGAAAAUAUUGUAUACAGACAACGUGUUAGAGGCAGAUUAACAGGGUUACCUAAACCAGAUAAAGAAUUCUAUUUGAUUAAAGUUCAACCGUGUGAUGAUGUGGACUCAUCUAGACAUAGUAGCAGUAGCAGUAGCAGUAGCAGAAGCAGUAGCAGUAGCAGCAGCAGCAGCAGCAGCAGCAGCAGCAGCAGUGAUUCUAGUAGUGAUAGUAGCAGCAGUAGUAGUCAUGAUACUAGCAGCGAAAAUGGUGAUGGUGGUAAGAGUGGUAGCAAUGGUUCUCUCGAUAGAUAUUGUGAUAUUGAUAAUGAUAAUGAUGAUGACUAUUAUUAUGAAGAUGUUCAAUCGUUAUACUCAGAAAACAGAAGACGCCAAUAUAAUCAACAAAUUAUUGACAAUGUUGUAGAGCGAUUGUAUCCUUCUAAACGCUAUGCACGGAAAUAUGUUACGAGAACGCCAAAUUAGACAUAAUUUCAUAAACUUUGAAAAUGAUUUAUGGACAUCUGACAUCUCGAUGAUUGUACAACAUCCAGAACAUUCAAAAGAAACUCAUACAUCAUGUAUUUGUAUGAAAGUCUUUUUUAUGAUAUUUAAUUUUACAUUUUAGUGUAUGUCAACUCGGCAUCCCUUUCGAAGAGACCAUAAAGCUAACUAUUAUUUGGUAUAUUUAUUAUGUUACAUAAACUUUGUCUCCGCAAACAUGCGCAUCUGGUUCAUAAAUGAAAUUCUAAUAUCUGUACUUAAGACUUAAGUGUACUUAGUCGAAAUUCCUGAGCUAAAAUAUUUUGCUAUUUUCCGAUAUUAUUAUUGAUAUUUGCACAAUCUUCUUACAGUAUACGCAUUGUCAAUAUUAGUUAAAUUGAUUAAAGAAGGUUAAUAAUAGAAAAGAAUGUAUGUUGAAUGUUGAAAAUGGAAGAUAAUUAUUGACCACUGAUCCAGUCAGUAGGUUUUGACUUUUAUUUACAAUAAAAUAUUUUAAGAAUACUAAAAUUUUAGUAGGUCAUUUUUCCAAUUUUAACAUCACGACUAGUAAUUGCCUAUUAAUAUUACUGUACUCUUAAUAAAUUUAUUUUCGUGUUUCUUC
Molecule: messenger RNA, 1403 nt
Organism: Lottia gigantea (owl limpet)
Lineage: Eukaryota; Metazoa; Mollusca; Gastropoda; Lottiidae
Exons: 2
Coding region: 140-784 (214 amino acids)
Source: RefSeq, a predicted model, not a curated record